Molecule: messenger RNA, 2125 nt
Organism: Dryobates pubescens (Downy woodpecker)
Lineage: Eukaryota; Metazoa; Chordata; Aves; Piciformes; Picidae
Product: cytochrome P450 4B1
Exons: 12
Coding region: 42-1565 (507 amino acids)
Molecular function (GO): oxidoreductase activity, acting on paired donors, with incorporation or reduction of molecular oxygen; monooxygenase activity; heme binding
Source: RefSeq, a predicted model, not a curated record
CCCGCCGGCAGCCGCCAGUCGCUGCUUCACUGCUGGUAGAGAUGAAGCUCUUGUGGCUGGGCGUGGAUGUUUCCCGGGUGCUGCACUUGGCGGCCGUCUUUUGCCUGACCUGCGUGCUGCUGAAGGCCAUCCAGCUGUUCCACCGGCGGCGGGAGCUGAUCCGGGCGCUGGCCGAUUUCCCCGGCUACCCGACACACUGGCUCUUCGGCCACGUCCACGAGUUUCUCAAGGAGGAAGAGAUGCUGGACAAGGUGGAGGUCUGGGCACAGAAGUACCAAAACGCUCACCCUCUCUGGUUGGGGAAUUUCUCAGCCUUCCUGGUUGUCACCCAUCCUGACUAUGCCAAGGCUGUGUUGGGCAGAGGAGAUCCCAAGGAUAAUGUGAGCUAUAAACACCUUGUCCCAUGGAUUGGGAGAGGGUUGCUGAUCUUACAUGGGCCAAAAUGGCACCAGCAUCGGAAACUCCUGACUCCAGGGUUUCAUUACGACGUCCUGAAGCCAUACGUGGCCCUGAUGGCAGAGUCAACUACCGUGAUGCUGGACAAGUGGGAGCAGCAGGUUACAGAGGGGAAACCAGUGGAGCUCUUCGAGCAUGUUAGCUUGAUGACUCUUGAUAUCAUCAUGAAGUGUGCCUUUAGUUAUCACAGCAACUGCCAGACCAACAGGGAAAACAUCUACAUCCAGGCUGUCUAUGACCUCUGCCUCAUGGUGCACCAGCGCCUCCGCAUCUUCCCAUACCACAAUGACAUCAUCUACUGGCUCAGCCCCCAUGGAUAUCGGUUCAGGAAGGCCUGCCAGCUCGCUCAUGACCACACAGACAAGGUGAUCCAAGAGCGAAAGGAGUCCUUUAAAGACGAACGGGAGUUUGAAAAGAUCCAGAAGAAGAGACAUUUGGACUUCCUGGACAUUCUGCUGUGUGCCAAAGAUGAGAAUGGAGCUGGACUGUCUGAUGAGGACCUGCGUGCUGAGGUGGACACAUUCAUGUUUGAGGGCCAUGACACCACAGCCAGUGGGGUCUCCUGGCUCUUGUACUGCCUGGCAUCACACCCAGAGCACCAGGCACGGUGCCGGGAGGAGAUCCAGGGGAUCCUGGGGGACCGGAAGACACUUCAGUGGGAGGACCUGGGCAAGAUGACUUACAGCACCAUGUGCAUCAAGGAGAGCCUUCGCCUUUACCCACCAGUGCCUGGCGUGUCCCGGCAGCUCAGCAAACCAAUCACCUUCCCUGACGGACGCACCUUGCCAGAAGGCAGUAACAUUGCAAUAAGCAUUUAUGCCAUACACAGAAACCCUGAAGUAUGGAAAGACCCUUCGGUUUUUGACCCUUGCCGGUUUUCCCCAGAGAACAUCUCUGGCAGACACUCUCAUGCCUUCCUGCCUUUUUCUGCUGGAUUGAGGAACUGCAUCGGGCAGCAGUUCGCCAUGAACGAGAUGAAGGUGGCUCUGGCCCUGACCCUGCUCCGCUUUGAGCUCUCGGCCGACCCCAGCAAGCCUCCCUGCAAGAUACCUCGGAUCAUCCUUCGCUCCAAGAAUGGGAUUCACUUGCACCUGAAGAGAAUCCGCUGAAGCUGGAAAACACCCUGCCUUUGCCAGAGGGGGGAACAGAGCAGAUGACAGGACAGUGUUUCUCUGGGGCAAAAGGUGCAGGGCAGGGGUUGGGGAUGAGGAUUUCUGUGCUGCUUCCACCAACUGAAAGCCCAGGUAGCCUGGAUGGCAUUGCACAGACCUGUUGCCAUCUGCUCAGCAAGCAUUGGUCUCAGAACAGCUGGGCAUGGCCAUGCCUCUUUGCUGGUGGUCCUCUUGCCCUGUUGUAAGAGCUGGCUUGGCCUGGGAACAUCUGCAGGCCCCGCCAGCUUCCUCCUUGCCAAAGCCUGCCUUCACACUCAUGUCCUGGCUGAAUCCAUGACUGUCCCCAGCCAUGCUCUGUCAUCAGCACCUUCCUCAGUGCCUAGAGGUCAGCCCUUCCAGCAGGGACAGCCUGUGGCAGACCUCUGUCUCUCUUCUCACACUCAAAUGUGUCUCUGUUUUGUUGAAAGCACUGAUUCCAGUUUGGGCUCUGAAAUUCUGCCUAAACUGCACUAGAGCCUGUAAUUUUUCUGUUAAUAAACCUGUAAUUAUUGCUGUAA